Molecule: messenger RNA, 4014 nt
Organism: Passer montanus (Eurasian tree sparrow)
Lineage: Eukaryota; Metazoa; Chordata; Aves; Passeriformes; Passeridae
Product: thiamine transporter 2-like
Exons: 4
Coding region: 158-1777 (539 amino acids)
Biological process (GO): vitamin transport; transmembrane transport
Cellular component (GO): plasma membrane
Molecular function (GO): thiamine transmembrane transporter activity
Source: RefSeq, a predicted model, not a curated record
AACUUCUACAAAGAGAGCAGCAGACAAAGGUAAGGAAUAGCUGUUCACUUUAACAUUAUAAAUAAAAAAUAUUUUGAACUGUCAACCUCUAAAGAAUACUACUUGCCAUUAAUUACCAAAAAAAUGAAAAUCAAGUACAAGAUCUCUUUGCACUUGCAUGGGCAGUAUCAUUAUUCUAACAAACUUUAUCCUCGGCUUUGCUGCAGAGGCCAUGGGCUGCUGGAAGCAAGAGAAAACCAACACCUGGGCUUUUCCCACCCUGAUCCUCUGCCUCUAUGGAUUCUUCUACAUGAUGAAACCAUCAGAACCUUUCCUAACACCCUAUCUAACAGGACCAGAUAAAAACCUGACCAUAGAUGAGGUUACCAACCAGAUUCUGCCAGUCUGGACAUACUCCUACCUCGCUCUCCUUUUCCCAGUGUUCCUGCUCACAGACUACGUGCGCUACAAGCCCGUCCUCCUCCUGCAGGGCAUCAGCCUCAUCGUCACGUGGCUCCUGCUGCUCUUUGCACAUGGAGUGCUGGCCAUGCAGCUGGUGGAAUUCUUCUAUGGCAUGGUCACAGCCACCGAGGUGGCCUAUUACGCCUACAUCUACAGCGUGGUCAGCACCCAGCACUACCAGAGGGUCACCAGCUACUGCAGGAGUGUCACUCUGGUGGCAGCCACCGUGGCCGCCGUGCUGGGACAGCUGCUGGUGUCCCUAGCAGGCGUGUCCUACUUCCACCUCAACGCCAUCACCUUGGCUUCCGUGUCCCUGGCGUUCCUGUGCGCCUUCUUCCUGCCCAUGCCCCAGAGGAGCAUGUUCUUCCACAGGAAAGACGCCCCCGAGCCUGUGCCAGGGCCUGCCAAGGGGCUGCCUGUGAGUGCUGCCCGCAGGCCCUCCAGCUGCCAAGAGGAAAGGAGCCCUGAUCCUGCUGCCAGGGCCGCGGGCCCCCAGCCCCAGGCUGGCAAUGCCGGGCCCCUGCGGCACAUGCUGAGCGUGCUGCUGCAGCUGGGCAGGGACCUGAGGCAAUGCUACGGCUCCCGCCAGCUCCUCUACUGGUCCCUGUGGUGGGCUCUGGCCACGGCCGGCUUCAACCAGGUGCUGAAUUAUGUCCAGGUGCUGUGGGACUUCCGGGCCCCCUCGCACAGCUCCGCCGUGUACAACGGAGCUGUCGAAGCAAUAGCAACGUUUCUAGGCUCAGUAACAUCUUUCCUAGUACAAUAUGUGAAGAUUAACUGGGACCAUUUUGGAGAACUGGCUUUAGGGAUCUUCUCUGCAAUAGAUGCUGGUUGUCUGUUUCUCAUGCACUUCUCUACCAGCAUCUGGGCAUGUUAUGCUGGAUAUCUCAUUUUCAAGGCAUGCUAUGUGCUCCUUCUGACAAUAGCAACGUUCCAGAUCGCCGUCAAUCUGAGCAUGGAGCGCUAUGCCCUGAUGUUUGGAUUCAACAACUUCAUUGCCCUGCUGAUCCAGACCAUUCUCACAAUAGUUGUUGUAGAUUCAAGAGGCCUGGGACUGGACAUAGUGACUCAAGUAAGUGCAGUUACCUUACUUCCUAUUUACUGCUCAGCCAAGUCAUCUUCAAAACUCCUAUGCCAAAAGACAACUUCAUUAUCUUUCUUCUAUAGAAAUCCAGACAUCUUGUUCUCCACUUGUCAGUCUUCAUCACUAUUUGUCAUCACUCUUCCCUUUUGCCUUUUAAUGCAUUUAGGAUUACAGAUGCUGGUCUGUUAUUUUUCAAAGGGAGAGACACCAGAACAUAACAGGCCCCGCUAUCCAACCAGUUUUAGUAGUUAAUAAGACACCAUCCUCUCUUCCCAAAAGCUCAGACUGGUUUUGUCAGAUGCAGAAUGAGUGUUCAGGACUAUGAGGCACAGUCUGGAUUAUUUGAGUUAUUUUAGCUCAAGUAACUUCUGAUUCCAGCUCAGGAGCAAACCUGGUCUGUAUCUCAACAUGUACAAUAGAGUCUUCUGCCCACAGCUUGGGCAUUUCUUUUGGGAUGGGACAUCCUAUCUCACAACUGUGUCCCUAACUUCAACCCAGUGUCACUCAUGUUGAAGUCAACUGAAACCUACUGACUUCUGCAUUUCCCUCAGAUGGGCUCUCAGCUGGGGCAGCUUUCUGCUCUAAUGGGUCUGAAGACUAAAGCUGUUCACACUCUGCACAGAGAAGGCAAAAGUGACUUUCAAAGAGUAAAGAUCGAAUCAAACAUUAAAUCUUUAAAAUUAAAGACAGGAAUAUGUAGGACUUCAUAAAUACCUUGCCACUGUUGUUGGAAAUACUGAUAUAAAAUCACAGUGUGUUUACUGAAACCAUUGUGGUGACAGUUAUUGAAACAUGCAAAAGCAAAACAAGGAUGAACUCAGGUUCUUCAUGUAGAUUAUUCAUGACUGUUUGGGUAAUGAAGGUACUUCUACAUUUUGCAUUAAUAGAAAAAAAUAUCCUGUUCUUAUCUCUCUCCCUGUCUGAUGUUUAUUAAGAGCAUGAGGAAUGGGAGAAAGGGGCAGUUCUUCAUUUCACAGUUAUCUGCUAUAUACUUGAAAAGUUGAAAUUUUGCUUAAUCACAAAGCAAAAACUCAAGUGUAGAGAAACUGCCAGAAGAAAAUCAGAGCGACUGUCAUCUUCAGAAGAAGCAGCAUUUCUCUAAUGUGUUUUUCAUUAAUUGUUCUGCCUUUUUCUCCUCCUCUCCCAGUUUUUAAUUUAUGGCAGCUACUUCGCAGUCAUACAUGGGAUUUUCAUGAUCAGAAGCAUUUGUGUGCUGGUCUCAUGCAAAUGCCAAAGGAAAAUAGUGAGAUCUUGCACAGAGCAGCUGAACCAGGCUGAGCACGAGUCAAGAGAGCAGAUUGUCACAAGCUACAUGACACGGCUGUAGGAGGCAGGCAGGCUGGAGAAGGGCUUCUCCUGGGAGAAGGGCUCCCAGCAGGGAAGAAGAGCAGCAUGCAGGGAACAGCAGUGCAAGAAGAACAUUCAACUCAGCCCUGAAAAGCUACGCUGAAUCAUUCCAGCACUUCAGCACAACAUAUGCCAGCAGAGAGCUCACCAGAAUGGCACUGUGCCAAGAAUAAAGGAUAAGUUGCUUUAGAUUCUUAUUUACAUGCAUAUAAAUAGCUUAAGGGCAGUAAUUUAUACACAGAAUCAAAGCAACCACCUUUGCAUCCCCCCGUGCACGAUGGCAGAGAGCAGAGUUCACCCUGCCUUGCUCAUUGUAGCUCCUGAAUGUGGUGCUGGCAAAGCUGCUUCUGUCACAUUUGCUGAUGUAGUGGCUGAGGGUGUGACUCCCCUUUGCACAGCCCUUGUUCUGAACCAAGGAAGAAAAGAUCACAUUUGCAUCAUUCUAUUCUUUCAUAUCCAGUACAGGCAGAUGGGGGACAGGCUCCUCCUGUCUCAUCCCACAGCUCAGUGCACACAGGCUGCAAAAAGCUGGGCUUGCACAACCUGUCCUGGGAGCUUCACUGCAACACUGCUACAUCACAGUUCUUGCUUGGCCCACAUUUGAGAGCUACAAACACUGUGCUGACUUCACAGCAACCUCUGCCGAGAAGGGAAUAACUUCAGAGUCCAAGCAAAAGGCAAGAGCACCACUCCUUUGCUUGUGCUUCCAGUAAAAUUAAAUUCAGGACUAACUGUCUUCCUUUUUCAGCAGGAAAAGAAAUAGCAUGAAGGGGCUUAUGUAGCACAGACUAAAACCAGAGAAGGACAUUGUGGAGAAAUUUAGCUGAUUCCACAGAGGAAAAUUCCAGAUUAAAAGGAAUAUCCAAGAAGAUUUAUAACUGAAACAAACAGCAAGCAUCAUGUGUGCUUUUGAGUGCCAAGUGAGGGAGGUUCACUGAUCUUGGCCAAGAAUUUGGCAGGAUCAGCCAAACUCAGUUUGUCAAGAAACUCCAAGUCCUACAGCUAAUUUUGUCCAAAAGACAGUCCAGGAGAAGAAAAAAGACUAGAAAAGAGUUUGCAUAGUGAAUGUCUAAUUUAAUAUGAACUAUAUCCAUAUGCUGAAGUUAUUUCCGUACCACUGUUUGCUUCUAGCUUCCAAUAUC